Endocarpon pusillum Z07020 is the source of this 1221-nucleotide messenger RNA. RefSeq lists its product as uncharacterized. Bases 1 to 1221 code for a protein of 406 amino acids. The transcript has 2 exons. Gene Ontology annotation, molecular function: ATP hydrolysis activity; ATP binding. NCBI's taxonomy places the organism in Eukaryota, Fungi, Ascomycota, Eurotiomycetes, Verrucariales, Verrucariaceae. Gene Ontology annotation, cellular component: mitochondrial outer membrane. The record is from RefSeq and is a predicted model, not a curated record.
AUGUCCUCUGCUCGAAGUGAGAAGUGGCAGUGGGUCCUGCAGGAAUUGUUCCUUACCGCCAGUCUCGGUGCUUCGGUGUACUAUGUAGUCAGAUACCUCACAAACAAGAUUAAUUUCGAUCCAGAAUCAGAGCAGAAAGAACAAGCCCGAAGAAAGUCGGCGGCGAUACUGCGACGGCUUGAUCAGCCUACAGACUCGGAUGAUGAGCGCCAAGGCGCACAUGGACGGCCCAGAAAAGAGGAUCUUGUACUGUCACAGUACGAACAGGCUAUCGCGAUGGAUGUGGUUGCGCCUGAUGAUAUACCCGUGUCCUUUGAUGAUAUAGGAGGCUUGAAAGAUAUCAUCGAGGAAUUGAAAGAGUCGGUCAUAUACCCUCUUACAAUGCCUGGUCUAUAUUCAAGCUCAUCAUCCUUAUUAUCCGCUCCUUCUGGCGUCCUCCUCUACGGUCCGCCAGGGUGCGGAAAGACAAUGCUCGCAAAGGCGCUGGCGCACGAGAGCGGGGCAUGUUUUAUUAAUCUGCACAUCUCGACAUUGACAGAGAAGUGGUAUGGUGACUCGAAUAAGCUGGUGAAUGCCGUUUUUUCAUUGGCGAGGAAGCUCGAGCCCACCAUUGUCUUUAUAGACGAGAUUGAUGCAGUGCUCGGAACUAGAAGGAGUGGUGAGCACGAGGCAAGCGGUAUGGCAAAGGCCGAAUUUAUGACCCAUUGGGAUGGUUUAACUUCGGCAAACACAAACGGCCAACCGCAACGCAUCAUGAUACUGGGCGCAACGAAUCGAAUACAAGACAUCGAUGAGGCAAUACUCCGGCGGAUGCCGAAGAAAUUUCCAGUCUCGUUGCCUUCUGCCUCCCAAAGAUAUAAAAUUUUAAAGUUGGUGCUGAAGGAUACAAAGAUUGACGAAGAAAAGCUCGAUAUGGAAUACCUGGUCAAGGUCAUGGCAGGAAUGUCGGGAAGCGAUAUCAAGGAAGCAUGUCGUGAUGCGGCUAUGGUACCAGUCCGAGAAAUGAUCCGCCGUAAGCGGGACAAAGGGGAGCGCAUGGAGGCUGACCACGGUCUUGACGUGCGAGGAAUCAGGACAGAGGACUUCUUCAAACGUGCCGGAGGUAUCCAGACCAUCAAGAAGAGCAUCAAAGAUCACAACAAGACAACGGAGAGUAAAGACUGGAGCACAGAAUCGUCUGACUCUGAUAUGGAAGAUGCUGCACAAGUACAGCAGCCGUGA